AUGGGUAGCUGGAAGUGGCCUGUGGUUUUCGUCUUGCUGGACAUAUCUUUACAGGUUGCAGCCCAAUCAGACAUCCAAGUAUCCAUAUUCUCUGCAACGUCAAAGACUGUAAUUCUCAGAUGGACCAGGUACUCUGGAGCUUCUUCAUACAAGCUCUCUGCUGCGCUCAAAAACUCCCCAAACAACCCUAUUAGUUUUGUCACGUUUGGUCCCAACACAGUGAUGGGCUCAAUCAGCUCACUGUCGCAAGAAGUUGAAUAUAUUUUAACAGUUGAAGCUCUGGAUGCGUAUCAAAUUGCACUAAGCUCUGCAUUGAUUGAGACAUCAACAGCCUUGGACAUGAUGGAGCCCAUCAGGAAUGUUAAGCCUAAGGACAGCAGGACCUUGAUGGCAGAAUUUAAUUUGAAAACCGGGGCAACUCACUACAUCAUACGAGUUGAGAACAGCGAUGGCUUCUUCAGGGAGGACACAGCGCUCUCCUCACCUGCUGAGAUCGAGGAUCUCAGCCCGUACACAGACUACUCGCUCAGCAUCAUGGCUGUGAACAGCAUGGGCCGCAGCCAGCCAUCGGCCCCCGUCACCGCCAGGACAGUUCUGCCUCCUCCGCACCUCUCAUCUUCUUCUCCCAGCAAUGACAGCAUCGUUCUGUCCUGGGAUCCCGUGGCUCAUGCAGUCCAGUACACUGUGUCCAUCUUCAAGUUUGACUUCAACACUCAAAGUAUGUACAACACAUCCAACACUACCCUGACCCUCCCUGGCCUGGACGCUGGCUCCCUCUAUAUCAUCACAAGUUCAGCUUGGGACCCCGAGGGCCGAGAGGGAGAAGAGAGUCUGCAUGUGAACCAGACAACACGACCUCCAACACCGUCUUCUGUUAACGUGUCUGUGCUGAGAAAUAAUGAUGUGGCUGGACUCUCCGUGUCCUGGGAGGUCGACCCGGAGCUUCACGGACCCAUUCAUUAUGUUGUGAUGAGUGACCAGAAUCUAACCUGCAACACCAGCUCUGGCUCCUGCAGGCUGUCUGCGGUGGGCUGUGGAGAAGUUCACACCAUCCAGGUCACGGCCUGGAACCAGGCCGGGCCCAGCUGCCCGUCCACUCCAGUGGUCUUCAUCACCUUCCCCUGCCCACCCGAGUCUCUGGCCCUUGUGGAGACCUCAGAAGGGAACUGCACGCUGACGUGGAACAUCGUGCCCCAUGCCGACAGUUAUGAAGCCUCCAUCAAGAGAGGCGACGGCGUGGAGGAGACCUGCAACACCACCGGCAACAACUGCACCUACCACUGCCAGUGUGGCUACACAUACCUGAUGUCUGUGGCGGCGAUCAACCAAGCUGGCAGCCGUCCCGAAGGAGGAGUUCUCAACUACACCGCCGCACCCUGUUGUCCAGAGAGCGUGUCCGUCUCUGUGGUGAGUGCUGAGACUUUGGAGAUCAUGUGGACCGCCUCGCGGGGGGCCGAGUUGUAUCAGACCCGAACAGCUGACGGUUCGGAGGUCAUCCUCUGUAAUGACACAGCUCCAGUGUGUGCGCUCUCCGACCUCAGGUGUGACAGCACCUACAGCGUGGUGGUGACGCCCUGCAAUGAAAUCAGCGGGUGCAACCGUGCUUGCAAAGCUCACAGCAAAGACACAGCUCCCUGCACACCAACAAAUCUGAUGCUGAGUCCACAAAACUCUUCCACGGUCAGUGUCAGCUGGACAUCCAACAACCGAGCUGCUACUUACACAGUGAGCACAGAAGGAGACGACGGCAAACACACCUGCAUCACCAGUGGAAACAGCUGUGACGUCACCGACCUGCCCUGCGGUUCCAUCUAUGAAUUCAGUGUCAUAGCAACCAGUGAUGCUGGCCAGAGUUUAUCCAGCUUCUCUCACUCACUAGAAACAGACCCCUGCUGCCCGACAAAUCUAACUGUCGACCAGGUGACUCAGGCGAUGACAAAUGUGUCUUGGUCUGAUGCCAGAGGGGCACGCUCCUUCAUCACAUCUCUGAUGUCACCGCAUGGUCAUGCCCGCUGCCACACCCAGGACUCACACUGCCUCAUGGGAUGCAUCACCUGUGGCACCAACUACACCGUCACCAUGGAGACCUAUAGCCACAGCGGGCGCAUGUCUAACUGUACCUAUCAGGGCUUCUCAUCCAGUCUCUGCUGCCCGUCGGGCGUCAAACUGUACAGGGCGGCCAGUGACUCCGUGCGGGUGUUCUGGCGCAGCACCGGCGGCAACCACAGCUCCAUCGCAGAGAUGCUGAGCAACAGCAACAACUACACUUGCACCGCUUCUCCCGGAGAAAACAGCUGUGACUUCGACAACGUGCAGUGUGGGGACGUCUACCGUGUAGUUGCAGCUCCGCUGACAGCAGGGGGCGGAAGAGUGCCGUUCUGCCCACAGAGGCUCUACUCAGUUACUUGCUCAGGGAGCAAUGUUGGCACAGUGAUUUACAGGGGGAAGAGAAGUUUGGAGUAGCACUGUCAGCUCGACAUUUAUACAAAUUUGAGGUCUUUUCUUCACAGAUGCCACAUGCAGCACAUCUUCAUUAUCCUCUUCAUCGUCAUCUCUUCUGUCCCGGGCAAAAGCUUUGCUUGUAGUUAAACAGCCCA
Cololabis saira (Pacific saury) is the source of this 2597-nucleotide messenger RNA. RefSeq names its product fibronectin type III domain-containing protein 7-like. The coding region runs from base 1 to 2463 and encodes 820 amino acids. NCBI's taxonomy places the organism in Eukaryota, Metazoa, Chordata, Actinopteri, Beloniformes, Belonidae. Gene Ontology annotation, molecular function: protein binding. The record is from RefSeq and is a predicted model, not a curated record. The transcript is spliced from 14 exons.